AUGCAAGAGAAAUGGCGUCAAAUGGAUCGACUGAACUCGUUGAAUGUAGUGAAUCGACAAAGACGAUUAGUCGAUGAUCUACUCGAUCCACAAUUCUAUGAAAAGACUGUUCAUCCUAGGAGAGAUCACACUCGAAACACAAGGGUCAACGUCAGUAUGAGUCUCUAUCAAAUUCUUGAUGUGGAUGAACACUCUCAAUCAAUUGUUGUCAAUGUUUGGAUGGUUCAGAAUUGGUAUGACGAGUUUUUGGAUUGGAAUCCGAACGAUUAUGGUGGUUUGAAUAAAACGAUUGUCCCGCAUUACAACAUUUGGAUACCAGAUACUUAUCUUUACAAUAGCGAAACGUUGGAGCAAAAGAAAACCGAGUCUUUAUCGCAUGCAAUUGUUGAAACGGGCUACUGGAGAAAUGACUCAAAAGGGGCGACCAUACAGCUCAUGUUUCCCGCCAUCUAUCGUCUCACAUGCAAGAUGGAUGUUCGUCUUUUUCCUUAUGAUGUGCAAAAUUGUACCUUCAUCAUCUCCUCAUGGACUCACGACAAUCGAACGAUUGACUAUUGGCCUACACUUAAAGAAGUGAAUCUGAAAAAUAUGGCACAAAACGAGGAGUGGUCGGUGAUAAGCUUCGAAUUUGAAAGAAUUGUGGUCACAUACCAAUGCUGUGAUAACUCAUGGGUGAUGCUUUAUGCCCAUUUAAUCAUUCGUCGCAAACCCUUGUACUAUAUUGUUAAUCUGGUGAUCCCAACUUCGAUCAUCACCCUUGUCGCUGUCACCGGCUUUUUCACGCCAACCUCGUCGUCGAGUGAAAGAGAUGAAAAGCUUUAUCUUGGAAUCAACACACUGCUAACGAUGUCAAUUAUGAUGCUAAUGGUUUGCAAUCAGAUGCCCUCUACAUCCACAUAUGUGCCUUUAAUGAGCUGGUACUAUAUGGGUAUAAUAUUUGUGAUUGUCAUUGGAACACUAAUGGCAACGAUUGUUCUUGCGAUUCAUGGUCAAAAACAUUACUUGCGACCGUUGUCGAGAAGAGUGCGCAAUCUUGUUCACAAUCGUGUUGUUUCAACAUUGAUUCUAGAACCACCGACCGGCCUGCUAGAGCUGUGGACGGAAUUCGGAAUCAUCGACGCCGAGCGUCUUCCCAUGGCUGAUAUGGAUCCACUACUCGCCGAACGACUCGAUCCCAUCUCGGAACUUCCUGGUCGAGCUCAUGUACUCUUUCAAUCGAUUUCAUCGGAAGUGAGUGAAGUACCGGGGCUGGAAUAUGAGCGACGAAUGGCAUCAAUAACUAGACAGUACACGAUUCACAUGAGACAAAAAGAGCGUGAAAGAGGCGUUUUUCGAGCCGGAGCCUCGGCCGCGAAUGCACGGCAAAUCAAAAGGCAGAAAAUGAUGAGAAGAUGCGCUCUCGAGUGGGAAUAUCUGGCGAACGUGCUCGACCGACUCUUGCUCACAUUUUUCUGUACUCUCACCAUUCUUUUCUUUGUUUUUCUCGUUUGGUUCGAGCAAUUCUUCAAACCGCACGGUCAUUACAACAUUGCUCAUCAA
Mesorhabditis belari is the source of this 1539-nucleotide messenger RNA. The record is from the annotation of a GenBank genome assembly. NCBI's taxonomy places the organism in Eukaryota, Metazoa, Nematoda, Chromadorea, Rhabditida, Rhabditidae.